AUGUCAGACGACCUCAGAGACGAGAUUGAGGCCCUCAACUCCAUCUACGGAGACGACACGCUCCGGCCCUCGCCGCCCAACUACAUCCUCGCCCUGCCCGGCGGCCCGGGGGCCACCUCCCUGACCCUCCGAUUCCCGGACUCGUACCCGGACGUGCCGCCCGAGGUCCUCGGCACCCACAGCGCCGGCGAGAACGCCCCCCGCGGUGCUGGCGCCCGCGACCUCGCCGUCUUCCGCGACGCCGUCGCCAACGUCUACCAGCCCGGCGCCGUGUGCCUCUUCGACGCCGUCGAGGAGUUCUCGAGGCUCCUGGAGGAGCACGCGGGAGCGGAGCCGUCGCCGCCGCCGCCGCCGCCGGAGAAGGACGAGGGCAAAGAGGAGCACGGGACGCGGCCCGCGCCCCUCGCCGAGGAGCCCCCGUGGGUCGUCUCGGACCCGUUCGUGGAGCUCAAGUCGGUGUUCCUCGCCCGCGCCGCGCCCGUCGCCUCGCCCGCGCAGGCCGCCGGCUACGUCCAGCACCUCCUCGCCACGGACAAGAAGGUCCGCGCCGCCACGCACAACAUGACGGCGUGGCGCGUCCGGGGGCCCAACGGGACCAGCUUCCAGGACUGCGACGACGACGGGGAGACGGCCGCCGGGAGCCGCCUGCUGCAUCUGAUGCAGCUCAUGGACCUGUGGGACGUCAUGGUGGUGGUGUCCCGCUGGUACGGCGGCCAGAAGCUGGGCCCGCGCCGUUUCGCCCUGAUCAACAGCGCCGCGCGGGACGCCUUCGUCAAGGCCGGCUGGGUGGAGGAGGCCGGCCAGGGCAAGAAGAAAGGGCACGGUAAAUGA
Colletotrichum graminicola M1.001 is the source of this 831-nucleotide messenger RNA. Its product is annotated as RWD domain-containing protein. NCBI's taxonomy places the organism in Eukaryota, Fungi, Ascomycota, Sordariomycetes, Glomerellales, Glomerellaceae. Gene Ontology annotation, biological process: regulation of translational initiation. The coding region runs from base 1 to 831 and encodes 276 amino acids. Gene Ontology annotation, molecular function: protein binding. The transcript has a single exon. Gene Ontology annotation, cellular component: cytoplasm. The record is from RefSeq and is a predicted model, not a curated record.